This is a messenger RNA of Phodopus roborovskii (desert hamster), 2488 nucleotides long. RefSeq names its product SH2 domain containing 3A (gene Sh2d3a). NCBI's taxonomy places the organism in Eukaryota, Metazoa, Chordata, Mammalia, Rodentia, Cricetidae. The transcript has 10 exons. Gene Ontology annotation, molecular function: guanyl-nucleotide exchange factor activity. Bases 169 to 1881 code for a protein of 570 amino acids. The record is from RefSeq and is a predicted model, not a curated record. Gene Ontology annotation, biological process: positive regulation of peptidyl-serine phosphorylation; small GTPase-mediated signal transduction.
GGAAUGCUGGCAAGGCUGGGCUUGGCUGGGGCAUGGACACUGCUCCUCAGCCGCUGAACCUCCAGAUUGAGUCCCGUCGGAUUCCCUCAGAGUCCAGCCCAGAUGUAAAAGACUGAGGGCAGGGUGAAUGCGCAGAGCUCAGCCCCGAUUCCCUUCACCAAGAACUCCAUGCAGGUGCCACAGGAUAAAGAUGACCUUGCCUGCCAGCCCUGGUACCAUGGUCCGCUAUCUCGACAGGAAGCUGAAGCGCUUCUACAACAAGAUGGCGACUUCCUUGUUCGUGCCUCAGAGUCCGAAAGCGGCUACCCUGUGAUCUCCUGCCGUUGGCGAGACAAGACCCUACAUUUUGAGGUGUUCCGAGUGGCACUGCGGCCCAGGCCUGGUCGCCCACAGGCCCUCUUUCAGCUAGAAGAUGAAAGGUUUGCCAGCAUGUCUGCCCUGGUCCACAGUUACAUGACCCGCAGACAACCACUGUCUCAGGCCACGGGAGCUGUGGCCUCCAAGCCUGUGAAUCGUCAGAGGCCGCUGACACGAAGCUUCAGUGAGGCUGUGCUCACAGACAGCCUGGCUGCCACCAGGCCUCUCAGGCCUAGGAAGUGGAGUUCCAGCCAGCCUGCUGAUUUGGACCAUUCAGGAAGGGUCGAAGAAGAUGGUGCUGGAGAAGGAGCGCCCCCUACUUUUGGAUCUGCCCUGCACCGGACAGGCAGUGAACCCACAUUACGGAAGGGCCUGCCUCACCUGGGGACUAUGGCGGACAGUCUCAGAGCAUCUGAAGGGCGGCUUCAUGAGAAGGCUCUCUCCAAGCCUCUCCAGACACCCUCCUUGGCCUCUGGACACCCCUCAACAUACUGCAAACUCCUUCCCCGGGCGACCUGUGCUCAGAGAACGACUCCCAGACCAAGCUGUCCAGAGCCAGAGGCCUGGUGGGAAGCUGAGGAGGAAGAGGAGGGGGACAGAUGCUUUGUAAGACCACACAAUGAGGUCUCAUUUUGCAUCCCUGGCCACCCCUCCCGCCUGCUGGGUUCACAAAAUCGGCCCUUGGACCCUACAGUUCUGAGUUCUCUCCGAAGCUUGUUUAUGGCACACCAUCCUGGGAGCAUUGCUCUACACCUGCUGUUGGUGGAUUGCCAGGCUGUAGGCCUGCUGGGGGUGAACAAGAGUCAGAGGAGUGCCAUGGGUGUUGCCUCUGGUCUAGAACUACUCACACUUCCUCAUGGUCAUCGCCUGAGGUUGGAGGUACUGGAGAGGAUUGAGACCCUGGCGCUGGCUGGUGCCCUGGCGGUGCUGGCUUGCUCCGGGCCCCUGGAGGAGCGCACAAGUACUCUGAAAGGCCUGGUGGAGCUGGCGAUGGCGCUGAAGCCAGGGGCGACAGGGGACCUGCUGGGUCUGGCUGGGAUCAUGGGCGCCCUGCUUAUGCCCCAGGUAUCGAGGUUAGAGAGCACUUGGCGUCAUCUACGAAGGAACCACACGGAGGCUGCGCUGGCCUUUGAACAAGAGCUAAAGCCUCUGAUGCGGGCUCUGGAUGAAAGUACAGGAACCUGCAACCCAGGAGAGGUGGCCCUGCCACAUGUGGCACCGGUAGUGCGUCUGAUGGAGGGAGAGGAGACCUCUGGGCCACUGGACGAGUCCUGUGACCGUGUGCUACGCACCCUUCUUGGGGCACGACAGGUGGCCCAUGAUGCACCUCGGUUCCGCAGGGCGGCAGCCCAGCGCCUGAAAGGAUUCAGGCCCAACCCAGAACUAUGGGAGGCACUGACCACCAGCUUCCUGUGCCGCCUACUCUGGGGGAGCAUUGGGGCCCAGGCCACCAGAGCCCACCGCCUGGAGAAGUUCCAUCGUGUCCUCAGCAUCCUGUCCCAACAAUUAGAGCCUCAGGACUGAGAGUCCAGCCCCCACUUUAGACUUGAGAGACCCCAAGGAUGCUGCCUCCAGCUAUUCAAGAUGGACUUGGUGAAGUGGUCCACACCUGUUAAUUCCAGCACUUGGGAAAUGGAGAUGGGAGGAUCAGGAGUUCAAGGCCAGACUCAGCUACCUAAGUUUGAGGUUGUUUUGGGCUCUUAUGAAAAGUUAUGGGGAAAAAAUUUUAAAAAAUAUGCCCCCUCUUGGGGUCGAAGUUUACAAGAACCUCUCUCUUAAAAUGGACCCCAACAGAUUGGGGUGUAGUAUCUGCCUCCUUUUAUCAAAAUACCUACCCACUAGGUACCUAGAAACUCACCCUCACACUCCCAAAUACUCCUCCAUACAAACUUUGUGGGAUACCCGGAAAGCAACCACAUGGUGAAAGUAACUUUUCUAAAUAAAAACACCUUACAGAUCUGGUAUCAAAGUUCAAAUCUGAUCACCUCUUAAAUGCUGUGUGACUCCCAGCAAACCACCUGGCCUCACAGCAUCUAUAAAUGAGAUCUGGUGCUCUCUUCUGGUGUGCAGGCAUACACGGAAGCAGGAUGCUGUAUUCAUAAUAAAUAAAUAAAUCUUUAAAAAAAAAAAA